Molecule: messenger RNA, 996 nt
Organism: Culicoides brevitarsis
Lineage: Eukaryota; Metazoa; Arthropoda; Insecta; Diptera; Ceratopogonidae
Product: THUMP domain-containing protein 1 homolog
Exons: 1
Coding region: 54-926 (290 amino acids)
Biological process (GO): tRNA modification
Molecular function (GO): RNA binding
Source: RefSeq, a predicted model, not a curated record
ACAAAAGCACGCACGAAUUUCGCUAAAAAUCGUCACAAAUUAAAGGAUUUCCGAUGUCAUCAGAGGCGAAAAAGCGUAAAAUGGAUCCGAAACAACGGAAAAAGAUCUACGGGAAACAAAAUAGCAAAAAAACUUUCAUGGAAGUUGGUCAAAGCGGUUUUUUGGUGACUUGUAAUUUCCGUGAGAAGGAUUGCAUUCGUGAAUCGUACUCAGUUUUGAACGAAUUUGCCGAUUUGCUGUUCGGAAAACAAGAGACAGAGUCAAAAUCUGUCCCUGAAGAAGCCAAAAAAGCAUCAAAUGACUCAUCGGACGAUGAAGGAGGCGAGGAAAUUGACAUUUCGAAGCAACUUGAGAUGCAAAUCGCCGAAACCGCCAAAGAAUUUAAACAGAAAUCGCAUCGUUUUCAAGUCACGGACAACGGAAAUAUCACAAAUUGCAUUUUCAUCAAGGCAACAGUCCCUGACGUCGUUGAAUUAGGUGUCAAAAUUGUCUCAGACAUUCUCGAAACGAAAAAAGCUCGUACUAAAAACGUUCUUCGCUUCAUGCCGGUUGAAGUUGUGUGCAAAGCAAACAUUUCAGACAUCGUAAAUGCCGCUGGAGCACUUUUUGACAAAUAUUUCCUCAAGGAACCUCGUACUUUUGCCAUUAAUUUCAAUCAUCGCUUGAACAAUCAAAUCUCGCGCGAUGUAAUUAUCAAAGAACUCGCCGAACUGAUCAACUCUAAAAAUAUUGGGAACAAAGUUGACUUGAAAAAUGCACAAUUAACAGUUGUUGUUGAAGUAUUGAAGGGAUUUUGCUGCCUAAGUGUUCUUCCAGAUUUCCAAAAAUACAGGAAAUAUAAUUUGCAGGAGUUGUCGGCGAAGGCAAAUGCGGGAAAUGAUGCAAAAUUGAAUGAAAAUGAACCAAAUUCAAAGGAAAAAGAUUGAAUUUAAGGAAAUUUAUCAAAAAAAGACUUGAUAAAAAACAUAAGAAAUACAAAAAGAAUUUAAGUUAGUA